Messenger RNA from Mangifera indica (mango), 2998 nucleotides. Its product is annotated as potassium channel AKT1-like. Gene Ontology annotation, biological process: transmembrane transport; potassium ion transport. Gene Ontology annotation, cellular component: membrane. Gene Ontology annotation, molecular function: protein binding; voltage-gated potassium channel activity. Bases 196 to 2874 code for a protein of 892 amino acids. The record is from RefSeq and is a predicted model, not a curated record. The transcript has 11 exons. NCBI's taxonomy places the organism in Eukaryota, Viridiplantae, Streptophyta, Magnoliopsida, Sapindales, Anacardiaceae.
GUGUAGGGGCAGGGACGUGAAACUAGGGUCAGUGCAGAAAAUAGCUACUCGUUCUGAAACCAACAUUUACCUGUGCGUGUAAUUAUGAAAAGCCUUAUAUAUAGAGAACCAGCUAACUUUUCAGAAGAAGAACGCUGGGAGCGCCACCACAAUCGGCGAACGCGUUUUUAGAUAUUUAAGAAGCUGGUGUUGAUAAUGGCGAGCCAAAGAAACAAAGGUAUGUUUAGAGUUUCAGUCUGUGGUCAAGAACAGAUUGAGCAGUUGUCGAGAGAUGGAAGCCAUUACAGUCUUUCAACCGGAGUUCUUCCGUCGCUUGGAGCAAGAAGUAACCGGCGAGUCAAGCUCAGAAGAUUCGUUGUUUCGCCUUAUGAUCGUCGUUACAGGGUUUGGGAGACUUUUCUUGUCCUUCUGGUUAUCUACACUGCUUGGGUGUCGCCAUUUGAAUUUGGAUUCCUUAGAAGGCCAGAGAAACCGCUUUCCAUUAUUGAUAACAUUGUUAAUGGAUUCUUUGCCAUGGAUAUUGUUCUCACUUUCUUCGUAGCUUACCUGGACAAAGCUACGUACCUACUUGUUGAUAGUCGAAAGAAGAUUGCUUGGAAAUAUACAAGUUCCUGGUUUCUCUUUGAUGUCAUUUCCACAUUGCCAUCUGAACUUGCUCUGAAAAUUUCUCCUAAGAAGCUCCAGUCAUAUGGCUUAUUUAACAUGCUUCGCCUUUGGCGUCUCAGAAGAGUUAGUGCUUUAUUUUCCCGAUUGGAGAAAGACAGGAACUACAAUUAUUUUUGGGUUCGAUGCUGUAAACUUAUUUUUGUCACUCUGUUUGCGGUGCAUUGUGCUGGAUGCUUCUAUUAUCUUAUUGCUGCACGUCACCAUGAUCCACACAGGACCUGGAUUGGAGCAUCCCUUGGAGACAACUUCAUUGAACAGAGCAUUUGGACUCGAUAUGUGACUUCAAUGUACUGGUCUAUCACUACACUAACAACUGUUGGGUAUGGGGAUUUGCAUCCAGUGAAUGCAGGGGAGAUGAUCUUUGACAUCUUCUUUAUGCUUUUCAACCUUGGAUUGACGGCAUAUCUGAUUGGUAACAUGACCAACUUGGUUGUCCAUGGAACUAGUCGAACCAGAAAAUUUAGAGACACCAUUCAAGCUGCUUCAAGUUUUGCUCAGAGGAACCAGUUGCCUCUUCGCCUACAAGAUCAGAUGCUGUCACAUUUGUGUUUGAAGUUCAGGACUGAUUCUGAGGGACUCCAGCAGCAAGAGACUCUUGAUUCUCUUCCUAAAGCCAUCCGAUCAAGCAUUUCGCAUUAUCUUUUUUACUCUCUCAUGGACAAGGUGUACUUAUUUCGUGGGGUUUCCAAUGACUUGCUUUUCCAGCUGGUCUCAGAGAUGAAAGCUGAGUAUUUUCCUCCAAAAGAAGAUGUCAUUUUGCAAAACGAAGCACCAACAGACUUCUACAUCCUUGUCACUGGGGCUGUGGAUCUAUUGGUUCUCAAAAAUGGAGCUGAUCAGGUUAUUGGCGAGGCUAAAACUGGUGAACUUUGUGGAGAGAUCGGGGUUCUUUGUUAUAGGCCGCAGCUUUUUACAGUGCGGACCAAACGAUUGAGCCAGCUAUUACGGUUGAACCGUACAACAUUCCUGAAUAUUGUUCAGGCUAAUGUUGGUGAUGGGACGAUAAUCUUGAAUAAUCUUCUCCAGCAUUUAAAAGACCUCGAAGUCCAGGACCCAAUGAUGGAGGGAAUUUUGUUGGAGACUGAGAACAUGCUAGCUCGUGGGAGAAUGGACCUACCUCUCAGUCUAUGUUUUGCUGCACUUAGAGCUGAUGAUUUACUGUUGCAUCAACUGUUGAAACGAGGCCUUGAUCCAAAUGAAUCAGAUAACAAUGGAAGAACACCUCUGCAUAUAGCUGCAUCAAAAGGAAGUGAGAAUUGUGUGCUUCUUCUACUUGAUUAUGGUGCAAAUCCUAACUGUAGAGAUGCGGAGGGGAAUGUACCGCUAUGGGAGGCAAUGCUGCAUGGUCAUGAACAUGUGAUCAAACUUCUUAUGGAUAAUGGCGCAAACCUUAAUUCUGGAGAUAUGGGUCACUUUGCGUGUACUGCUGCUGAGCAGAAUGACUUGGAAUUACUAAAAGAAAUUGUUCGGCAAGGAGGGGAUGUCACAAAACCUAGGAACAAUGGCUCCACUGCUCUCCAUGUUGCAGUUUGUGAAGACAACGUUGAAAUAGUCAAAUUUCUUUUGGAACAAGGUGCUGACAUUGACAAACCAGAUGUCCAUAGCUGGACCCCGAGAGACCUAGCUGAUCAACAGGGACAUGAAGAGAUAAAACUCAUCUUCCAAACUUUUAAAGAGGAGAGUAAAAGUCAACCUACUGCAUCAACUCCUAGGCAGUCGCAGGGAGUUCACUACCUUGGGAGGUUUACAAGUGAGCCAGUUAUUAGUGCUUUAAAACAAGAUGGCUCGUUCCAAUCUACAGAUUCACCAUGGAGCCAAAGUUGUCCACGGCACAGGAGUAAUAACUUCCACAAUUCACUAUUCGGAAUAAUGUCAGCUGCUCAGACUGCGGAAAAAGACUUACUGUUUUCAGUUAAUCAUCCUAAACAUCCCGUGAAUAAUGGUGUUAAUUCUGCUAGAGUGACAAUUAGUUGUCCGGAGAAGGGAGAAGUCGCAGGAAAGCUUGUGUUGCUUCCAGCAAGCAUGCAAAAACUACUUGAAAUUGGUGCUAAAAAAUUUAAGAUCUCACCAGCUAAAAUUGUAAGUAAAGAAGGAGCUGAAAUUGAUGAUAUAGAUGUUAUUAGAGACGGUGACCAUCUUAUUUUUGUCAGCGAUGGUGACCAAAACUCCUUGAACCAGGGGUUUUGUAGUAAUCGAAUAUACAGUUAAUGUGUAAAUUUUGUUUUUGUUGUAUUAUGCUACAAGCAGGGUGGAUCAAAAGAUGGAUGAGUCACCUUCUUAUUAAUUGCUUAAUUCAGUUUUAAAUAUGAUGAAUCGAAAUGUUAAAAGGAAA